Messenger RNA from Cuscuta campestris, 1433 nucleotides. The record is from the annotation of a GenBank genome assembly. NCBI's taxonomy places the organism in Eukaryota, Viridiplantae, Streptophyta, Magnoliopsida, Solanales, Convolvulaceae.
CUAUAUCACUCCCGUCUAUACUCCGUACGUUUCUGCACUAAUUUAUUCAGGAGAUAUAUAUAUGGAUAUGGAGUUGGGGAAUAUUCCGGCAUUGUUCCGGUGCCCAAUAAGCUUGGAUCUGCUUAGAGAUCCGGUGACUCUGUGCACCGGCCAGACCUACGACCGGUCCAGCAUUGAGAAAUGGCUGGCUUCCGGCAACUCCACCUGCCCCAUCACUAUGCAGAAGCUCCACGACCCCUCCUUAGUCCCCAACCACACUCUCCGCCAUUGCAUCCAGCGCUGGCUCCACGCCGCCCCCGCCGCCGUCUCCCCCUCCCCUGACGCCGUCCUCGACUCCUCCUCUGCUCCCCAACACCUCACCCACUCCCCUGCUUCAUUAAUGCGCAAUCUUCUCUCCCCGUCCCUCACCUUGGACCAAAAGGUGCAGACGCUGCAAGAAAUUCUUGUUUUGUCCGAAGAUUUGCCGCAGAAGAACGCCGCCCUGGUCCAGAUGGAUUUCUUGACUGUGAUUCUUGAUCUGGUUUUCGGGGUUUCUGCCAAUUCGGAGAAGAUAAUCAGCAUGGGAUUCGCAGAGCAGGGACUCGUUUGUGCGCUCAAGUUGAUCCCUUUCAGUGGAACGGAGGCCGUCAACACGGUGGCAGAUCAAGAAUCUAAAUUUGCCAACUUUCUGACCCUCUUCGAACGCGGCAGCUCACUCGUCAAGAAAAGCCUCUGCAAUUUAAUGGAGGCUGCCGCUUCGUCUCCGGAGGCAAGAAAGUUCUGUUAUUUUCUUGGAAAAUCCGGCCGGCUACUCCGGCAGCUUAACAAAGCCAUCAACGAUGAACAGUGCGACGUUUCUACUUCGGCGAUCGGGGCCGUUUCGGCUCUCUCGCGCCAGGAACGGAUCGGGGAUGCCAUGGUGAGGAAAGGGGCGGUGGAUUCGCUGAUAAAAUGCGUUCUUGAGAAUUCCAACAAUUGCAAAACCAGCUCGGCGGCGGUGGCGGCGAUGAGGGCCAUUGAGCUGCUCGCGGCGGGGACGGAGGGCGGGAAAAGGGCGGUACUUGAGAACCCAGACGGGGUCAACGCGGCGGUGAAGAUGGUGUUCAGGGUGUCGUCGGAUCACGGGGGGAGCGAUGCGGCGGUGAGGUGUCUGGCGGCGGUGUGCGAGGAGGGGAUGGAGGCGAGGGAGAGGGCGGUUCGCGGCGGAGUGCUGACUCAGCUGUUGUUGCUUAUUCAGAGCCAGUGCUGUGUGAGGACAAAGACAAGGGCCAGAUUGCUGCUUAGGCUCUUAAGAUCCAUGUGAUGAUUGUGUGAUCCUGCCCAACUAAACCCAAAAAAAAAAAUCAUUUUUUCAUGUUUAGGUGCACUGCACUUUUUUUUAUCUCCAAAAUGUUAAAGCCUUAGCGAAAAUUGUACCCAAAGUUUACGGAUUAUAAUGAAAUUACUUUUAUCAU